Molecule: messenger RNA, 1800 nt
Organism: Thunnus maccoyii (southern bluefin tuna)
Lineage: Eukaryota; Metazoa; Chordata; Actinopteri; Scombriformes; Scombridae
Product: RNA-binding protein 38-like
Exons: 4
Coding region: 233-964 (243 amino acids)
Cellular component (GO): cytosol
Molecular function (GO): RNA binding
Source: RefSeq, a predicted model, not a curated record
CCCGGCACAUUUUCUCACAGGGGCAAAGCAGCAACCACCGGAGGAGUUGACGCACCGUGAAUCAUAGAUGUCAUCAGGUUGCUACAAGUUUGAGCGACGGUCGUAACACGAGAGGACAAACUACAGCAACAUCGUGUAGCGUGAUAGAGAGUUUGUUUCACCGAUGCAGGAACAUCAUUAAGCGCUUAGUGAAUUGCUUCAGCGUGCCUCUGGUCUUCUGUCCGGCUGACCAAUGCUUCUGCAUCAGUUCAUGAACGGAGCUCUGGACGUCAUGCAUCCCACAUCGCUUCAGAAAGACACCACUUUUACCAAGAUCUUUGUCGGCGGGCUGCCCUACCACACGAACGAUGCCUCACUGAGAAAAUACUUCGAGGCCUUUGGAGACAUUGACGAGGCUGUGGUGAUAACGGACAGACAGACCGGUAAAUCCAGAGGAUACGGCUUUGUAACAAUGACAGACCGAGGAGCAGCUGAGAGAGCCUGCAAGGAUCCCAACCCCAUCAUAGAUGGCAGGAAGGCCAAUGUCAACCUGGCCUACCUGGGUGCCAAGCCACGUAGCAUACAGACAGGCAUAUCCAUCGGAGUGCAGCCCAUUCACCCAGCACUCAUCCAGAGGCAGUAUGGGUUGGCCCAGCAGUACGUCUACCCACAAGCCUUUGUGCAGCCCAGCCUGGUGCUGCCCACUCAGGUUUCCAGCUCUGUCAGCACCAGCCCCUACCUGGACUACAGCGCAGCCUACUCCCAGUACGCCCAGGCCGCCUUUGAGCAAUACCCAUACGCCGCCUCCCCUGCUGGCUUCCUGGGUUACAGCUACGCCACCAGCCCCACAGGCACCACCGGCCCAGCCACCGCCGCCACAGCCCCAGCCACCGUCCACCCCACCCUCCCCUCCGCCGCCGGCCCGGCCCCCACCUUCCUGCACUACGCCCCGCAGCAGCACAUCCAGCCCGACCGCAUGCAGUGAGCUGGGAAGGGAGCAGAGAAGAGGAGGUGUGGUACAGGUGGUGGAGGAGAGAGUAGUGGUCACAGAUCUUUGGACAGAGGAUGGCAAAAUGCCCUACGGGGUGACCUUGCUGUCAUCAGCAGGGGUUUUCAGGAAAAAGGGGUGGGACUUUUGCACUAUUCGAUCAGGAUGAGCCCUUUGCUCAUUGGUUAAAGGGUCAAGUGUGGGAGGGGGGUUGGAGGACUGUCAAGGUUCAGGUUGAGAAGCUAAACAGCAUAAAGUAUGUGGUCGCUUCCAAGGGCUUCCAGAAGCUGACACUUCAUUUUUUUAAUUAUUAUUAUUAUUAUUAUUAUUAUUAUUUGUAUCGUCCUUUAUUAUUGUAUUAAUGUCAUCGUCAAUGAUUGUUUGUAUGCCAUUAUUAUCAAUGUUAUCAUGUUUUUUGGCUCAAUCAGUGGAAGUUAUGUGUGUCCAUGGUACAUAUUGAUGUUCUGAGAGCUGUCUGGGACAUGUAACCUCCCGACUCCAGAGUAUCUGGGUUGGAUAUGACGGGCACUGCUGCUUUAAGACACUGGGGGACAGUCAGAGAUUGGGGGGCAAGGUAAAGACUGCAUAUCCUCCCAGCAUAUCUGUAGUCCCAUCCUUGUGCUACCCACAGUGAGGAAAAGCACUGCCCCAUGAACAAACCUCCAGAGGACAGCGAGAGAUUUCACCUCACAAAAUGGAAAGUUUCAGAAUACAGGACUGUGGGAGCUCCAUUGUUCUGAGACUGGACUGUGAUGUCAGGACUACACUUUUUUUAUUCUUUUAAUUAAAGAGGCCUUAAUGAAAAAAAAUAAAUAAAUAAAAAAGAGAACUAC